AUGGCAGGCAGACCGCAGCAUACGAACCGCCAGGACGAUCUACUAGGCUUGGACGACGAUGAAGGCCCCAUAUACAACUCCGGACACCCUCCGCCCGUCUCAGACGAUCGCAUCCUCCACGACUACGACAUUGCACAUUCGAGCAGCGCAGGCCGCAUAAGCACUUCGCACGACGACUUUGUCGGCUCACAGGCUCAGAACACUUCCCUGCCCGGUGGACCGGGAUACUCAAAUCUUCAACAUGGCCUCCAACGGCCUCCUGCGCUUGGAGAGACAGGGCGCAACCAUUCCCACACUUCCGGACUGGGCAACUACCAGCGCUAUUCCGACAUUGACGAUGACGGCUACUCAACACAGGGAGGCUACUAUGCUGCAGGCGGCGGAAUAGACGAGGAUAACAUGCCCGAGGUACCCAUGCAGCAUGGAAGCAGCAAGCACAGAAAUCGCAACAGCAUCAUGAGCUUAGGAGGCGGCAUAAUGGGAAGGGUAAAGAACACGCUGGGCAUGCAGCCGGACUACAGUGAGAUGGACUUGCCCCUGACAGAACAACGAGGACAUCGAGAUCUGGGCAGCGGCGGCGUGGACACCCUGAACGAUGCGACAGAUGCCCCCGCGGCCAGGAAGACGCCCGGGUCGAAGUUCAAGUUUGGCCUGCCUGGGCGAAACAAGGUGGAUCCUGCGACCUUGGGGCCGCGCAUCAUACACCUAAACAAUCCACCAGCGAAUGCGCAGAACAAAUACGUGGACAACCACGUUUCGACGACCAAGUACAACAUUGCGACUUUCGUGCCCAAGUUCUUGUUCGAGCAGUUCAGCAAAUAUGCCAACUUGUUCUUCUUGUUUACUGCCAUCCUACAACAGAUCCCGAACAUCAGUCCAACGAACCGAUAUACCACGAUUGUACCGUUAGGUAUUGUGCUCCUGGUAUCAGCAGGUAAAGAGAUUGUCGAAGACAACAGGCGAAGGUCGCAGGACGGUCAGCUGAACAGGAGUAAAGCGCGAGCGUUGCGAGGCACCACGUUUCAAGACGUCAAGUGGAUCGAUAUCAAAGUUGGCGACAUUGUGCGCGUGGAGUCCGAGGAGCCCUUUCCCGCGGACAUUGUCCUACUGGCAUCAUCCGAGCCUGAAGCUCUGUGCUACAUCGAAACUGCGAACCUGGACGGAGAGACCAAUUUGAAGAUCAAGCAAGGUAUUCCAGAGACUGCAGAUCUGGUAUCUGCUGCUGAGCUGGCGCGAGUUGGGUGCCGCAUACGAAGUGAACAGCCCAACAGCAGUUUGUACACUUACGAAGCCACACUCACCAUGCAAGCUGGUGGAGGAGAGAAGGAGCUGCCGCUGCAACCCGAUCAGCUUCUACUUCGAGGCGCAACAUUACGAAACACACCGUGGAUUCAUGGAGUUGUUGUCUUCACCGGGCACGAGACGAAGCUUAUGCGCAACGCCACUGCCACGCCUAUCAAGCGGACAAACGUUGAGCGCAAAGUCAACACCCAGAUCCUCAUGCUUGGUGGAGUCCUGGUCAUUCUCUCUGUCAUCUCCUCUGUCGGAGACAUUGUGGUGAGACAAACUAUUGGCAAGAAUCUCUGGUUUCUGCAGUAUUCGUCUGUCAACCCAGCCCAGCAGUUCUUCAGCGACAUCUUCACAUACUGGAUUCUGUACUCCAACUUGGUGCCUAUUUCACUGUUCGUGACAGUGGAAAUCAUCAAGUACUAUCAAGCUUUCUUGAUCAGCAGCGACCUCGACAUCUACUACCCAGAAACAGACACGCCAGCGAAUUGCCGAACGAGCUCAUUGGUCGAAGAGCUGGGUCAAGUCGAAUACAUCUUCUCCGAUAAGACUGGCACCCUGACCUGUAAUAUGAUGGAGUUCAGGCAGUGCAGUAUCGGUGGUAUCCAGUACGCAGACGAUGUACCAGAAGAUCGUAGAGUUGUCGAAGGCGACGACAGUGGCAGUGGCAUCUAUGACUUCAGGGGCCUCGAGAGGCACAGAAGGGAUGGACAGAACACGGAUACGAUACACCACUUCUUGAGCUUACUGUCAACAUGUCACACCGUCAUCCCAGAAGUGAAAGCGGAGAAGCCUGGCGAAAUCAAGUACCAAGCAGCAUCGCCCGAUGAAGGUGCUCUGGUGGAUGGUGCUGUGCAGCUCGGCUACAAGUUCGUUGCUCGCAAGCCGAAGCUGGUCACCAUUGAGGUUGGUGGUCAAGAGUACGACUACGAGUUGUUGGCAGUCUGUGAGUUCAACUCGACCAGAAAGCGAAUGAGUUGUAUCUACCGUUGUCCCGAUGGCAAAAUACGGUGCUAUACAAAGGGCGCCGAUACCGUCAUUCUCGAACGACUGGCUAUACGCGAUGAGAUGGUCGAAAGGACACUUCUACAUCUGGAAGAGUAUGCUGCUGAAGGUCUGCGAACACUGUGUUUGGCCGUGCGUGAGAUCCCAGAUUCAGAGUUCCGUGAAUGGUGGGAUGUGUUCAACACUGCGCAGACGACGGUGAGCGGUAACCGCGCAGACGAGCUCGACAAAGCUGCCGAGAUCAUUGAGCAUGAUUUGACCCUACUUGGAGCCACUGCUAUCGAAGACAAGCUGCAAGACGGUGUGCCAGACACGAUUCAUACCCUGCAAACUGCUGGCAUCAAAGUAUGGGUCCUGACGGGAGACAGACAAGAGACUGCUAUCAACAUCGGAAUGUCUUGCAAGCUCAUCAGCGAAGACAUGACUCUACUCAUCAUCAACGAGGAGAACGCCGCGGACACUCGAGCGAACAUCCAGAAGAAGCUUGAUGCUAUCAACUCGCAGCGUGCCGGUGGCAUCGAAAUGGAGACCCUGGCACUUGUGAUAGAUGGCAAGAGCUUGACAUAUGCUCUCGAGAAGGAUCUGGAAAGACUCUUCUUGGACCUCGCAGUGAUGUGCAAGGCAGUUAUCUGCUGUCGUGUAUCGCCACUGCAGAAGGCUCUGGUCGUCAAACUCGUCAAACGCCACAUGAAGAGCAUCCUUCUGGCGAUCGGUGAUGGAGCCAACGACGUGUCCAUGAUUCAAGCAGCUCACAUCGGCAUCGGUAUUUCCGGCGUGGAAGGUCUUCAAGCAGCUCGAUCCGCCGACGUCUCCAUCGCACAAUUUCGCUUCCUCCGCAAACUCCUCCUCGUCCACGGCGCCUGGUCCUACCAACGCAUCAGCAAAGUCAUCCUGUACUUCUACUACAAGAACACCGCACUCUUCAUCACGCAAUUCUGGUACUCCUUCCAAAAUGCCUUCUCCGGACAAGUCAUCUACGAAUCAUGGACCCUAUCCUUCUUCAACGUCAUCUUCACGGCCAUGCCACCUUUCGUGCUGGGCAUCUUCGACCAGUUCGUGAACGCCCGCCUCCUAGAUCGCUACCCACAACUCUACCAAAUGAGUCAAAAAGGAAUCUUCUUCCGCACCCACAACUUCUGGUCCUGGGUCGGAAAUGGUUUCUUCCACUCCCUCAUCCUCUACUUCGUCAGCGAAGCAAUCUACUGGCGCGACGGCGUCCUCUCUGAUGGCAAGAUUGCUGGCCAUUGGGUUUGGGGUACAUCCCUCUACACUGCCGGCCUCGUCACUGUCCUCCUGAAAGCCGCACUCAUCACAAACAUCUGGACGAAGUACACCGUCCUCGCCAUCCCCGGAAGUCUGGCAGUUUGGUUCAUCUUCCUGCCCGUCUACGCUACUGUCGCGCCGAAGUUGGGAUUCUCGACAGAGUAUAUCAAUACCCUCCCCGUCAUCCUCACGGACGCGAAAUUCUGGCUCAUGGGUGUCGUCAUCCUCCCAAUGCUUUGCCUGCUACGUGACUUCGCGUGGAAGUAUGCGAAACGCAUGUAUUACCCGCAGGCGUACCAUCACGUUCAGGAGAUUCAAAAGUAUAAUAUUCAGGACUAUAGGCCUAGAAUGGAACAGUUCCAAAAGGCUAUCCGCAAAGUCAGACAAGUCCAGCGCAUGCGGAAGCAAAGAGGAUAUGCGUUCUCGCAGACGGAUGAGAGUCAAGCAAGAGUGCUGCAGGCUUAUGAUACGACGAGGGAGAGAGGGAGGUAUGGCGAGAUGGCGAGUUCGAGGCGGUAG
Molecule: messenger RNA, 4074 nt
Organism: Fulvia fulva
Lineage: Eukaryota; Fungi; Ascomycota; Dothideomycetes; Mycosphaerellales; Mycosphaerellaceae
Product: putative phospholipid-transporting ATPase
Exons: 2
Coding region: 1-4074 (1357 amino acids)
Biological process (GO): intracellular protein transport; phospholipid translocation; endocytic recycling
Cellular component (GO): plasma membrane
Molecular function (GO): ATPase-coupled intramembrane lipid carrier activity; ATP binding; ATP hydrolysis activity
Source: RefSeq, a predicted model, not a curated record